This is a messenger RNA of Tupaia belangeri chinensis (Chinese tree shrew), 3956 nucleotides long. It is a transcript of the gene VPS18, whose product is annotated as VPS18 core subunit of CORVET and HOPS complexes. Gene Ontology annotation, cellular component: HOPS complex; endosome. Gene Ontology annotation, molecular function: protein-macromolecule adaptor activity. Gene Ontology annotation, biological process: lysosome organization; endosome to lysosome transport; organelle fusion. The record is from RefSeq and is a predicted model, not a curated record. NCBI's taxonomy places the organism in Eukaryota, Metazoa, Chordata, Mammalia, Scandentia, Tupaiidae.
UUACGUUAUAGGCGCGCGUCACGGGGGCGGGAGUCAGCUGAGCUGCCGGGGCGAGGUUGGGAUCACCUGGGAUCAACUGAAGGAGCCGGUGAUCUCUUGUGGGCGGGAGUGGGGUGCAGAAUUGGGCCAGAUUUUAGGGGGGGCGGCUCCUCGAUCUUCAUGCUCUGUAAGGUGAGAGCGAGAUCAUCACUUUAGAAGCGGCGGCAGGUUCUGAGGAUCUGUCAGAGACUGGACAGUCACAGCUCUCAAUCCGGGGCGACGGGGAUUCAGAGGGGAACCCUGUUGUGAUCCUCGGGCCCCUGGUGAAGGGCUCAGAGGCCGGGCACCAUGGCGUCCAUCCUGGAUGAGUACGAGGACUCACUGUCUCGCUCCGCCGCCUUGCAGCCCGGCUGCCCUAGCGUGGGCAUCCCCCACUCGGGGUAUGUGAAUGCCCAGCUGGAGAAGGACGUGCCCAUCUUCACGAAGCAGCGGAUUGACUAUACCCCUUCUGAACGUAUCACCAGUCUUGUGGUCUCCUGCAAUCAGCUCUGCAUGAGCCUGGGCAAGGAUACACUGCUCCGCAUUGACUUGGGCAAGGCAAAUGAACCCAACCAAGUGGAGCUGGGGCGCAAGGACGAUGCCAAAGUGCACAAGAUGUUCCUGGACCACACUGGCUCCCACCUGCUGAUUGCUCUGAGCAGCACCGAGGUGCUCUACGUGAACCGUAACGGACAGAAGGUGAGGCCACUGGCACGCUGGAAGGGGCAGCUGGUGGAGAGCGUGGGCUGGAACAAGGCGCUGGGCACCGAGAGCGGCACCGGGCCCAUCCUGGUCGGUACCGCCCACGGCCAGAUCUUCGAAGCGGAGCUCUCAGCCAGCGAGGGUGGGCUUUUCGGCCCUGCCCCGGAUCUCUACUUCCGCCCGUUGUAUGUGCUGAAUGAAGAGGGGGGUCCCGCGCCGGUGUGCUCCCUGGAGGCGGAGCGGGGCCCUGAUGGGCGAGGCUUUGUGAUCGCCACCACUCGACAGCGCCUCUUCCAAUUCAUAGGCCGAGCUGCAGAGGGGGCUGAGGCCCAGGGCUUCUCGGGGCUCUUUGCUGCCUACACAGACCACCCACCCCCAUUCCGGGAGUUUCCCAGCAACCUGGGCUACAGCGAGUUGGCCUUCUACACCCCUAAGCUGCGCUCAGCGCCGCGGGCCUUCGCCUGGAUGAUGGGGGACGGCGUGUUAUAUGGCGCAUUGGACUGUGGGCGUCCCGACUCACUGCUCAGCGAAGAGCGAGUCUGGGAGUACCCAGAGGGGGUAGGUCCUGGGGCCAGCCCACCCCUGGCCAUCGUCCUGACCCAGUUCCACUUCCUGCUGCUGCUGGCGGAUCGGGUGGAAGCGGUGUGCACGCUGACGGGGCAGGUGGUGCUGCGGGAUCACUUCCUGGAGAAGUUCGGGCCGCUCAAGCACAUGGUGAAGGACUCGUCCACCGGCCAGCUGUGGGCCUACACUGAGCGCGCCGUCUUCCGCUACCACGUGCAGCGCGAGGCCCGGGAUGUCUGGCGCACCUACCUGGACAUGAACCGCUUCGACCUGGCCAAAGAGUAUUGUCGAGACCGGCCCGACUGCUUGGACACGGUCCUGGCCCGGGAGGCCGAUUUCUGCUUCCGCCAACGUCGCUACCUGGAGAGCGCCCGCUGCUACGCCCUCACCCAGAGCUACUUCGAGGAGAUCGCCCUCAAGUUCUUGGAGGCCCACCAGGAGGAGGCCCUGGCCGAGUUCCUGCAGCGGAAGCUGACUGGUUUGAAGCCAGCUGAGCGUACCCAGGCCACACUGCUGACCACCUGGCUGACGGAACUCUACCUGAGCCGGCUGGGGGCUCUGCAGGGCGACCCGGAGGCCCUGAACCUCUACCGGGAGACGCGGGACCGCUUCCGUGCUUUCCUCAGCAGCCCCCGCCACAAGGAGUGGCUCUUUGCCAGCAGGGCUAUCCACGAGCUGCUGGCCAGUCAUGGGGACACUGAGCACAUGGUGUACUUUGCUGUGAUCAUGCAGGACUACGAGCGGGUGGUGGCCUACCACUGCCAGCACGAGGCCUAUGAGGAGGCCCUGGCCGUGCUGGCACGCCACCGGGACCCCCAACUCUUCUACAAGUUCUCGCCCAUUCUCAUCCGGCACAUCCCUCGUCAGCUGGUAGAUGCCUGGAUUGAACUGGGCAGCCGGCUGGAUGCCCGGCAGCUCAUCCCUGCCCUGGUGAACUACAGCCAGGGUGGUGAGGCCCAGCAGGUGAGCCAGGCCAUCCGCUACAUGGAGUUCUGCGUGAACGUGCUGGGUGAGACUGAGCAGGCCAUCCACAACUACCUGCUGUCGCUGUACGCCCGUGGCCAGCCCGCCUCGCUGCUGGCCUACCUGGAGCAGGCAGGGGCCAGCCCACACCGCGUGCACUAUGACCUCAAGUACGCGCUGCGGCUCUGUGCAGAGCACGGCCACCACCGAGCCUGCGUCCAUGUCUACAAGGUCCUGGAGCUGUAUGAGGAGGCUGUGGACCUGGCCCUACAGGUGGAUGUGGACCUGGCCAAGCAGUGUGCAGACCUGCCCGAGGAGGACGAGGAACUGCGCAAGAAGCUGUGGCUGAAGAUCGCAAGGCACGUGGUGCAGGAGGAGGAAGACGUGCAGACGGCCAUGGCCUGCCUGGCCAGCUGCCCCUUGCUCAAGAUCGAGGACGUGCUGCCCUUCUUCCCCGACUUCGUCACCAUCGACCACUUCAAGGAGGCGAUCUGCAGCUCGCUCAAGGCCUACAACCACCACAUCCAGGAGCUGCAGCGUGAGAUGGAAGAGGCCACUGCCAGCGCCCAGCGCAUCCGGCGAGACCUGCAGGAGCUGCGAGGCCGCUACGGCACUGUGGAGCCCCAGGACAAAUGUGCCACCUGCGACUUCCCCCUCCUCAACCGCCCUUUUUACCUCUUCCUCUGUGGCCACAUGUUCCAUGCUGACUGCCUGCUGCAGGCCGUGCGGCCCGGCCUGCCCGCCUACAAGCAGGCCCGGCUGGAGGAGCUGCAGCGAAAGCUGGGGGCUGCCCCGCCCCCCACCAAGGGCUCUGCCAGGGCCAAGGAAGCUGAGGGCGGGGGCCCUACUGGGGGGCCCAGCCGGGAACAGCUCAAGGCCGACCUGGAUGAACUGGUGGCCGCCGAGUGUGUGUACUGUGGGGAGCUGAUGAUCCGCUCCAUUGACCGACCCUUCAUCGACCCCCAGCGCUACGAGGAAGAGCACCUCAGUUGGCUCUAGGAGAUGCAGUCCCUAAUGGGUGGGCAGGCAGUGGGGAGCAGCCACACCUAUUGGGGAGCCCACAGCCUGUGCCGUGGUCCUGCUAUCACUGGGCUGUGACUAUGCUGGGGGCGGUGGGGUUAGAGCUGUUUGCCCGCGAGGUCUCAGGCAAAUGUUCUGCAAGCUUCCAGUGCGGUCUUCAGACCCGCCUGAGAGCUGCAGCCGUCCGCCUGCCUCUCAGUAGUGAGCCUUAGCCUGGAGAAGCCAUUUCUGCCUCCUGCCUCUGGUAGCUCUUUGUCCUUAUCACUCCUGUUCACCUUCUUGACUCAGCUCUACUCUUCCUCCUUCACUGUCUGGCCUCACUGCUAGCUCUUCCCCCUCAGAGGAAGCCCUCUCCUCUAUCUGCCCCUGGGUGUCUCAGGAGUGACCGCAUCCAGAGCAGUGGGUGGGAAAGAUGGUGCUAUGGUAGGCUGUGCUUGUGCACACUGUCUGGGCUCCAGUAUGAGGAGAGGGGUACCCGAGGGCCGAGGGCCUCUGGGAGGACAGGGAGGCCCUGUCGGGUUGGAGGGCAUUAAACUGCGCUGCACUGGUGACUCUGGAGUCAAUGGGUUGGUUGCUGUGCCGAGUGGUGAGCAAUUGCCAGGAGGGGCUGGGGAGCCUCAGGAAGGCUGCCAGGGCCCUGCAAGCCUGAAACCUUGACAGACAGUCCCUCACCUAGAGGUGAGAUGGGA